AUGAGAAGGCAACCAUUCAACCAAAUUAUUCUUUUAUGGUAUCAUUUGCCUAGAGCUCAUCUUGUGGAUUCUCACAUUCUUCCCGAUGAUUCCUCUAAGGCAUCGACUUCUAAAGAUUCCGAAUGGCAACGUCUUGAUGACUUCGUUCGCACAUGGAUUUAUGGCUCCAUUAGUCCAUCCCUUCUCCAAUCCAUUGUUCGUCCUGAUGAUUGUACCUUUGAUGCUUGGACUCGUAUUGAGAACAAUUUUCAAAAUAAUAAAACCUCUUGGAUUCUUCAUCUUGAGUCUCAAUUUAAUGACAUUUCUCUCUCAAAUUUUCCCAAUGUGAAAUCUUAUUUCAACGAACUAGAGACUAUUGCUACUUCUCUUACUAAUCUUGGUACUUCCAUCACCGAUAAUCGAUUGGCUCUCCAAGUUCUUCAUGGCUUGAAUUCAGAUUGUAAAACUUUUCGAUCUUUGGUUUAA
Molecule: messenger RNA, 465 nt
Organism: Amaranthus tricolor (Joseph's coat)
Lineage: Eukaryota; Viridiplantae; Streptophyta; Magnoliopsida; Caryophyllales; Amaranthaceae
Exons: 2
Coding region: 1-465 (154 amino acids)
Source: RefSeq, a predicted model, not a curated record